AAACUUUACCCGGGGUAACAGCCGAGGCGCUUUACGGCGACGGCGGCGAGUGUGAGCCUUGGCGGCGGUGGAGACGGCCGCGGCGAAGGAGGCGGCGGCGGCCGAGGAGGAAGAGGAGUGGCGGCAGUGGCGGCGGGGACCUGUGCGGGGAUGGCGGAGGUACCGCCUGGGCCUAGCAGCCUCCUCCCACCACCAGCACCUCCGGCCUCGGCGGCGGCCGAGCCCCGCUGCCCCUUCCCGGCGGGGGCCGCCCUCGCCUGCUGCAGCGAGGACGAGGAGGACGACGAAGAGCACGAAGGCGGUGGCGGUGGCAGGAGCCCGGCGGGCCGCGAGGCGACGGCCAAGGGACCUCCGUGCCUUCGUUGCCCUCCGCCGCCGCAGGAGCAGCCGCAGCUCAACGGAUUGAUCAACCCCGAACUGCGGCACCUCCGGGCGGCCGCCUCCCUCAAGAGCAAGGUUCUGAACGCUGCCGAGGCAGCCACAACUACAGCCGCCCCCGACGGGGGCCCCAGAGCGACUGCAACAAAAGGAGCCGGGGUACAUUCGGCCGAGAGCCCCCCUCACUGCCUCCCCAAUAAUGCAAGAACUGCGCUCCCCGGCCGGGCAGAGGCGGCGGCGGGGAGCGAUCCCGCGGCGGCCCGCAAUGGACUGGCGGAGGGCACCGAGCAGGAGGAGGAGGAAGACGAGCAGGUGCGGCUGCUGUCUUCAUCCCUGACCGCCGGCUGCAGUUUAAGGAGCCUCUCGGGCGGGGAGGUGGAGCCUGGGGAGGAUCGGACGAUACGAUAUGUCCGAUACGAAUCCGAGCUACAAAUGCCCGAUAUCAUGAGACUGAUCACCAAAGAUCUGUCUGAACCCUACUCCAUUUAUACCUAUAGAUAUUUUAUCCACAACUGGCCACAGCUGUGCUUCUUGGCCAUGGUAGGGGAAGAGUGUGUAGGUGCCAUCGUUUGCAAGUUGGAUAUGCACAAAAAGAUGUUCCGCAGAGGUUAUAUAGCCAUGUUAGCCGUGGACUCCAAAUACAGGAGAAAUGGCAUUGGUACUAACUUGGUUAAGAAAGCUAUAUAUGCCAUGGUUGAAGGAGACUGUGAUGAGGUGGUUUUGGAAACAGAAAUAACAAAUAAGUCUGCUUUGAAACUUUAUGAGAAUCUUGGCUUUGUUCGAGAUAAGAGGCUGUUCAGAUACUAUUUAAAUGGAGUUGAUGCACUGCGACUUAAAUUGUGGCUGCGUUGAGAAGCUGACAUCAAGGAACAACUUUCUAACCAUGAAGAAUCGACCUUUGCAUGCAAUGCAAUUUGUACAGAAUUGCUUUGCAGGUGGAUUUAGUAAUUUCCAUGCAGCUCUUAUCUGUCAGUGUCUCAUUGAGUGUCGCACAAUAUUUGUUGCACUUUGGCAUGGCGCAUUUGUUCUGAAUUAAAAAAGAUUGUUUUAAACUUCAAAAGCUCUUUGGUACCAACAUGAUGUGCCAGUUGAUAGCCAAGAUUUGUUUGUUCAUUUGCUAAAUCUGCUGACAAAUAUUAUUUACACAGCGGUCAUUUUAUCACAGAACCAAUAAGUGGAACAUGAUUUUUGUUCCUUUAAAAAGCCAAUGUAGUUUGUAAAAUUUCUUAAGUAUACUAACAUUUCACAAGAAACCUGCCAUAGUUUUCUGAAGGGGGUGGGGGAAAGCUUCAAUUUUAGGUUUUAUUUUUUCAAUAUUAAAUUUUCCAUUCUUGAAUAUUGGUACCUCAGUGAUUAGUGAAUGAAAAAAAAUGUAAUGUAGGGUUGGGUGUGUCUUACAAUGAGUAAAGAUAACAAUUAAAUUGCGUCUGCCAGUGCCUGUGUAGAUAAGUAUAUUUGUCUUCAUCUCUAGUUUUUGAAUGCAUGCUGUCUUUUCUUUUGAAGCCUCUGCAAGCAAACUUGUUUUUAUUUAAAUUCUAAAUUUGAUAAUAAAUUAUUUCAGAUUUUUAUAAUUUGGAUACUUUUUCCAGGUGAGUGACAGAGUGUUUUACUUUAGGAGUCCCUUUUUUCUUUAUAGUAAGAGGUUGAUCUGCCGGGAAAAAUCUUUGACAAACGGCUUAAAAGGGAUGAGAAAAGUUGAUGGAGCCAGGAUUGCUGGGUUUCCGAUGCACUUUUUUUGAGAUUUGAGGGACUUUUGGGAAAAGAAUAGAAAAUUAAUGUAAAUUGGUAUGAUUUUAUUUAAUCAAAAGUAUUGCUUUAGCUUUGAAAAAUGGUUUCACAAAGUAGUUGGAACUUUUUCCCCACUUGAUUGGAUUCACGUUGCUUCCAUUUCUUAAAAUGCUUCACUUUUGGUUCUUGGUCUUGGAAAUAAAUUUCAAGGUACAUUGUAACCAUUUACAAUUGAUUUUACUUUCUUUUCAUUUAUUUGAGCAAUUUCUUGAGGGAACUUUGCUUAGUUCCCAGAAAAAGAGAUGGAAUUUUUUUUUUGAAAUGAGUUCUGUGGUUUUCUUAAUAGCGAUCACCAUGUUAUUGGUUACAUUGUGUUUUGGCCAGUCAGUGCAAUGUAACAAAUUUUAAACUUACUGCUUUCAGUUGAGUCAAGAACCUGUGGCGGAUAAUUUAUUUAACUGAAAAACCUAGGUACCCGUAAAAAAAAAAAUUCUCUGAAAAAUGUUUUGUUAGGAAUCUGUGCUUUUUCUUUCUUUAAUUUGGAUAUGCUUUACUUCUGCUCUAGGAUUUGGUUUUAAUUUUAUUUUAUGACUAUCAUUACUGUAUUUUAAAAAACCCUACCUCCAUUAACAGUUGGUAAAAAGCCCCCUUUCAGGAAAGUUUGUUGCCUUUUUUUUUUUUUUUAAAGGAAAGCUGCUCCUUGCUCAGGUGUCUUGAAAGUGAACAUGGUAACAAGCACUCUUAAAAUAUACACAGAUUUAAUGAAAAUAAAAUUUUCCUGCUGGUGGGAUCAUUAAUUCUUAAAUUUAAAGGAAA
Condylura cristata (star-nosed mole) is the source of this 2922-nucleotide messenger RNA. RefSeq names its product N(alpha)-acetyltransferase 30, NatC catalytic subunit (gene NAA30). Gene Ontology annotation, biological process: N-terminal peptidyl-methionine acetylation. Gene Ontology annotation, cellular component: NatC complex. The record is from RefSeq and is a predicted model, not a curated record. Gene Ontology annotation, molecular function: protein-N-terminal amino-acid acetyltransferase activity. The coding region runs from base 151 to 1230 and encodes 359 amino acids. The transcript is spliced from 5 exons. NCBI's taxonomy places the organism in Eukaryota, Metazoa, Chordata, Mammalia, Eulipotyphla, Talpidae.